This is a messenger RNA of Naegleria lovaniensis, 1869 nucleotides long. RefSeq lists its product as uncharacterized. The coding region runs from base 1 to 1869 and encodes 622 amino acids. The transcript has a single exon. NCBI's taxonomy places the organism in Eukaryota, Heterolobosea, Eutetramitea, Acrasida, Naegleriidae. Gene Ontology annotation, biological process: protein phosphorylation. The record is from RefSeq and is a predicted model, not a curated record. Gene Ontology annotation, molecular function: protein kinase activity; ATP binding.
AUGGGCGGUGGAUCAGCAUUCCCAACUCACACUCAUCACGCAAGCUUUGAGAACAAUGGUUAUUCUCAUAUUGGCAUCCAAAAUCAAGCUACAACGCCCCAAAUUCAACCAUAUUCAAUUCAAUCUUUCUCCUCAUCGCCCUACCAAAAUUAUAACCUCCCUCUUGUGUAUCAUCCCCAUAUUUCGAAUACACCUCUCCAUUAUCCUUCGUUCGGAGCUUAUUCUGUGUCCACUCCUAGCCACGGAUCAAUCUCGAGUCUUCCAACAGCGUCCCCAUCGUUGUCCAACGGUUCUGUAUCUAGUGUUUAUUCCAUUCCAAGUAGCAACGUGAGUCAUGAUGUCUCAUUCACUCCUCCCAGAAAUGAUGCGCUUGUGAACCAGCUCUUCCACAAUGACAACGGUGUGUUGUACACUAACAGCCACAAUUCUCUCAUGUCUACCAAUGACAGCCUUGACAAUAAGCCAUCCGUUGUUGCAGCGUCCAUUGACACACACGAAGCAGAAUUCAACAACUUUCAAGAUCAGAAUUCAUUCGAGAGAGUCUCUCCAACCGAUUCUGAUUCCCAUCUCGUGAGCUACUAUUAUGAGCCAGAAGAAUCAGUGAUUGCUUUUGAAAAAAUUGGGCAAGGAGGGUUUGGCUCUGUUUACUUGAUUAAAACCAAAUCCAACAAGAAUGAACAGGAGGAACGUGAAUUUGCAGUCAAAGUGCUCAAAGAUCAAUACGUUUCUCUCUCCGAGAUUAAGAGGAAAUUUGAUCAUACGAAUAUUCUACCCUUAACUGCUAAAAAACCCACACUUACGAUACGAGUUGCAAAGAUAACUCAUGGAGGCUUUCCUGGAGCCGUGCGAGUAUUGUGUAUUGAGAGUCCCUUCAUGAAACACGGCUCGUUGAGUCUGAAAUUGGGUGAAGGAAAAAGGUUUUCCGAAAGAACACUCUGGCAAAUUAUACAGCAGAUGGCUUCUGCACUGGCCUUCAUGUACCAAAAAGAUAAAUGUCUUCAUAGGGACAUAAAGCCAGAGAAUAUUUUGAUUAAGGACUAUGAUGAAUGUAAUGGUGAUAUUACCACUAUGCUUGGAGAUUUUGGGCUUGUACGUUCCGAGGACACUCUUACCUCAACGACUUCUUCUGGUACUCCCUCCUAUAUGGCACCAGAACAAGAAUAUUCGAGGGAUUCAGAUGUGUUUGCCUUAGGCAUCACUGUCUUCAAGUUAAUUACCGGAGUUUCAAAGAUCGAUGACGACACUUUUUCAAAUCGUUAUAAAGCCAAAGACGACCUGUCCACAGAAAUUAAGAAUCGAAUGGGAACAGCAGUGAGCGAGACAAUGGUUGACAUGGUCAUUGCGAUGACUCAGAAACAAAGACCAAGAGUUUCUUACGAUACGAUACAAGAAGUAUGUGGAUACAUGUUAUCACGAGAAUCGAGUAUCCUAUUGAGGUCACCAAGUCCUUCGAGCACUUUGUUACUAGACGAAGAUAUUGCUGGGCUUGAAAGCAGAACUCAGGCCAUGUCUAUUUCGAACUCUUCAUCAAGCACUCAAUCAGAGGCAUUCGAAUACCAAAUGCAACGAGAAAAUGGUCAUGUGAAUAGAAAUAAUUCAGUGAGAAUUUUGUGCUCAAAAGAAGCCUUUCAGAAGAUCGAAACGGUAGAGCUGAAAAUCGAACAACAAGGACAACAGAUUGAAGCACAUCCAUUCACCAAGAAGAGAGUUAAGAGAUCUACAUCAGACAUCUCUGAAAACGGUAUUGUGAUUGCCAGCGUUUAUGGAAGUUCUCACUUGCCGAAAGACAGAAAGUACAGAGGACCCUUCAAAAUUAUUCUAUUUGUCAAUGGAUUACAGGUUGACAAAGCAGAUUACAAACAUCAAUAG